AUGAACAUGGAUAGCUUGACAUGUGUUACCAACUGUGAGUCGGACCAAGGCCUUGCUCAGGGGACGGCUGCCGUGGGUCACACAUCGGAGGACGCAGGUUCACAGAUUGCAGAUAGUUCGUGGGCUACUGAUCAACGCCAGCAGCGGAUACAGGUCAUGCAGAGCAUUCGCAUGGAAUUGGAUUACCCCACUGGGCAACCUGAUGCCUCGAGCUCGCCCUGGAAACAAUCCAAUUCCCCGAGUUACCACGUUUCCACUUCCGACGACCCCGAGACACCCUCCGCUGCACGGUUCUAUGCUAUGGCUUUGAAUCACGGCUUGGAUCAGGUGAAUGCCGGAGUUCAGGGACGAAUCAAGUCUAUAUUCCCGUCCAUGUUCAACCAGCCCGUGCGAAACGACGACUUUACUGCAGUUUGCCGAAACUGCAGAGCCGCCCUGGAUAUCAUAUCUUAA
Molecule: messenger RNA, 453 nt
Organism: Diaporthe citri
Lineage: Eukaryota; Fungi; Ascomycota; Sordariomycetes; Diaporthales; Diaporthaceae
Exons: 2
Coding region: 1-453 (150 amino acids)
Source: RefSeq, a predicted model, not a curated record